Messenger RNA from Silurus meridionalis, 3758 nucleotides. It is a transcript of the gene vps26bl, whose product is annotated as vacuolar protein sorting 26 homolog B, like. The record is from RefSeq and is a predicted model, not a curated record. Gene Ontology annotation, cellular component: endosome; retromer complex. NCBI's taxonomy places the organism in Eukaryota, Metazoa, Chordata, Actinopteri, Siluriformes, Siluridae. Gene Ontology annotation, biological process: intracellular protein transport; retrograde transport, endosome to Golgi. Bases 277 to 1275 code for a protein of 332 amino acids. The transcript has 6 exons.
UCACUUCCGGUGGAGCUUCUUGUCGGUUUCCUAACGUUCCUCUUUUCACCGUGUUUGUAGCAGAAAAUCUUCAGCUGGGUUGCCGAUAGUGCUGGUGGAUAGGUGUUUUAAUGUGGGUUCAUUAUUUAAAACAAUACUAGUUAGUUAGAAAUCUGUAUGUUUUAGAAUAGUCGGAGUAGGUGCUCAGUCAUUGGGACGUGCUGUCUACAUGGUGAGUUGGAUCAGGUGCUGAUACAAAGACAUUGAAGGGCUUUUUUCCAUCGACACGGUGCCGGAAUGAGCUUUUUCGGUUUUGGUCAAAGUGCUGAAAUCGACAUAGUUUUGAAUGACGCCGAAACGCGGAAGAAAGUAGAACACAAGAGCGAAGAUGGAAAAAAAGAUAAGUACUUCUUAUUUUACGACGGAGAGACGGUUUCUGGCAAAGUCAACAUCACGCUCAAAAACCCGGGCAAAAGACUCGAGCACCAGGGCAUCAAGAUUGAGUUUAUAGGGCAGAUAGAGUUGUACUAUGACCGAGGGAACCAUCAUGAGUUUGUAUCUCUGGUGAAGGACUUGGCUCGGCCGGGUGAGAUGAGCCAGUCUCAGACAUUUGAUUUUGAGUUCACACAUGUGGAGAAACCAUACGAGUCGUACACAGGCCAGAACGUCAAACUCCGCUAUUUCCUCCGAGCAACUGUGAGCAAAAGACUAAAUGACAUCAGCAAAGAGAUGGACAUUGUUGUGCACACGCUCAGCACAUAUCCAGAGCUGAACUCCUCUAUUAAGAUGGAAGUUGGGAUUGAGGACUGCCUGCACAUCGAGUUUGAAUACAACAAGUCCAAGUACCAUCUCAAAGAUGUGAUAGUUGGGAAAAUCUAUUUCCUUUUGGUGCGGAUUAAAAUCAAGCAUAUGGAGAUCGACAUCAUCAAGAGGGAGACGACAGGAACAGGGCCCAAUGUUUACCAUGAAAAUGACACCAUUGCAAAGUAUGAAAUCAUGGAUGGAGCACCAGUCCGAGGUGAAUCAAUUCCAAUCCGACUCUUCUUGGCCGGCUAUGAAAUGACACCCACAAUGAGAGACAUCAACAAAAAGUUCUCUGUUCGCUAUUACCUCAACCUGGUGCUCAUUGAUGAAGAAGAGCGGCGUUACUUCAAACAACAGGAGAUCACGUUAUGGAGGAAGGGGGACAUUGUGAGGAAGAGCAUGUCCCAUCAAGCUGCCAUCGCCUCACAGCGCUUUGAGGGCUCAGCUAGUGCAGAGAAAGCCAUCGCUCAGGCAAAGGAGGAGGAAAACUAACAACCUGCAAAAGAAGUCUCACCUCCGAGUGAAAACUUGUAGGGUUGUGUGCGUGUGUGUCUGCGUGUGUGUGCUUGUUCAAACACACUUGUUUUGAAUGUAUACAUAAGGGGGUGCAGCUAAGGCAUGAUGUUUUUUUCCAUUUUUAAACAUUACAUUCUGUGAUCAACAAAAAAAGCUUGAAAAUAGCCUUUUAAGAAGCGAUGUGUUCAGCGGGGAAAGGUUCAAUGUUUUUGUUCGUAGUUCGUGUACAUUGCGUUCAUUUGUUGUUUGAUUGGCAGUUAAAAAAACAAAUCGUGAAUUACGAUGCCUUCAUCCUUUUUAUUAAUUUUAUAUUGAAAGCAGAAAAUUGACUUAUUUUCUCUGUGUUUAAUCCCACAAAGUGUAGUGAUCAUAAUCUCACAUUUACCAAAUAUGAUCAAUGCACACAAUAGAAAAAAAGGUUCAUAAUACUUUCAGUGUUAUAAUCCUAACCUGAAAGUAAAAGGGAAUCUCAUUGGUGGUCUUUUCUCAGGAAGAAAUGUCCACUCUGGAGCCAUUUGCACAAAUGAUCAAUAACAUGAGACAAACUAGAACAACAUGCUCAGAAGGCACAGACAGUGUAGUAGAACGUGGGUAGGGUGGGACAGGCCGGUGUAGAGCAGGGGGGGAUGUUCUUCAAUGAUUGUCCGAGGGUUUUAUUUGCACAGUUACUGUUGUAAGAAGAGCUCAUGUGUUGGACUCCCAUUUACUGUCACUCUGUUGUUACUUUUGAAAAGCAUGCAGUGAUCCAUAUGAACUUCACAGUUCGUGGAUGAAACCACCAAUGGAUUAUGCGCUGGUAGUUGAUCAGUUUUUUACUUUUACUUUGUUUGGGAGUACUACAAAACCAAAUAACUUCCGAAUUCUUGUCCCGAAACUAUAAAUGAGACUUAUUGUAAAUAUUUAACAUUUUGAAACAUCGAUAUUUCAUCAUUUUCAUCGUUUUUCAUUUUCCAAAACCGAAAAAAAAUUUUGAAUGCAGCAUACACAGACCUGUUAUAGAGUCUCAUUUGCCAAUAUGUUAUCAAUUCAACAAUGAUCAUGUUACUUUUUUUAAUCAUGAUACCCACUAUUUAGCAACUAUCCCAGAUAAAAUAUCUUUUAACAUUAGGUUUUUACAAACUUUGCAUAUAGUUAGGUCUUUUUAAUGUCAGUCAUUCACGUGCUUAUCUGUUUGUUGUGCUGUCCUGUUUAAGCACUUUGAGUUGGAAGCUGAAUUUUAGUUCCCCAAAAGGGAUAAUGUAGCCAUUAACAGGACCAAACUAAAUUUAUUUGUGAAUUUAUUAUUUUUUUUAAUAAAAACAUCAGUGCUGACACGUUGCGGUUGCAAGCUCAGUGUUGAGAUCAGGCCGAUACUUCUGAGGAAGCAUCUCGUCAAUCACCAUUAUUAGAUCUGAUUUUGUAGACAUGCCCUGUCGUCAUUCGGUGUUCCAUAUCGUGCUGUAAAUUUGAUGCCAGAAUUUGUUAGGCUUUAAUGGAAUCAUGUAUUGUUAUUUUUUUUUUGUGCCUAAUUUCGAUUAUGCUGAUUUUACACUUUCUGCAGUAUUGGAAAAUAGAUCUCUUUUGCUUAACAAACUCGUAACUGUUGACUAACUCGUACAAAAAUAUUCGAUUAUAACAAAUAUAACUUAGCAGGAUAAUUUCUUUUAUUAUUUUGGAAAGGUUAUUCAAGUGUUAAUGUGCACAAUAGAUUAGCAUUUCCAUUUAAAUGCAGUUACAAAAUAGUCUGGACUUCCAGUGUAGUACUGUAACUGUUCAAAUCUUCAACCUUUAUAAUCAUUCCUAAAUGUGACAUUUUGCAAGCAUAUUUUUUUCUUUUAAGCAGCAGAGAUAUCUUAUGUCCCAGGUGUGCCAAGUUGGCAGAUAUUUUUCUUGUUUUCUGGAAAAAGGGACCAUUGAGUUGAGUGUCCGAUAACUUCCUACACAGAUGAAGACUACUUUGCAGUGUGUGAGUGCGUAUGUGGAAUCGGUUUAUGAAUCUUUGGUUAAAAUUCCCAGGAAGUUUUUUUUGAGAGGAAAGAGAAAAAAAAAAAAACCAAGGUUCUCAGAUGUUGUCAAAAGCAGUGCUUCAUUUGGUUUUGUGUGGAAGCUGUGAUUUGGAAACCAGCUUCAGAUGGUUCUUGUUUUCAAAAAACAAGAGGAGGAAAACGAUCUCCUGCACUGCUUGCCGUUCUAACGUCCUAAUCCUUUAUCAUUAUAAGAAAUGUUAAACAAAAAAGUUCACAGUUCUAUAAUAGAUUUAUGUAUGUACAAAAUUUAUUUACAGAUAUAAGAAAGUCUAUAUAUGUUUCCAAAAAGACGUCUUUUAGAAACCAAGCUUUUAAGGUACACGCAGGAUGUGCGUAAAGGGAUCUUUUACCAUGCAGUACACACGCUGCUGUCACUGCUUGUAUUUCGUGCUCUGUAAAUGAAAAUGUGUUUUUACUCAGAUUUCCCUGAUUAAAAGAACCCUCUGAAGUUUU